AAACGGAAAGAACAUGUCUUUCUUAAUGACAAUUUUUCAUUCUUCUAUCUAAUUGCAACGAUUUGCAGAUGUUGGUUCCAAUGGUGGAUGUUUUCAUGUUGUUUUGAGAGAAAGUUGAUUUCAUUAUUUUGAGAAUGGAUUGUUUUCAGGAGUGUUUGUCACCGUCUUCUUCUUUGUCUCUGUCAUCUACUUCAUCUUCAUCCCCUAUUCCUCAUCCAUCAUCACCUUCUUCUUCUUCUCUAUCUUUGUCUUCUUCUUCCUCUUCUUCAUCAAACAACCCUCAUCCAUUGUCAAUUGAUGAUGAACUCUGGAUUUUGGCUGAGGAAAGAGCCCAGGAGAUUCUUUGUAUCAUUCAACCAGCUUUGGUUUCUGAGGAAAAUCGAAAAAGUAUCAUUGCUUACUUUCAGAGGCUAAUCAAAGGCUACUAUGGCUGUGAGGUGUUCCCAUUUGGCUCAGUUCCCUUGAAAACCUUCCUUCCCGACGGAGAUAUCGAUUUGACUGCUCUUAGUCAUCAAAAUAUGGAGGAAAAUUUGGCAACAUAUAUCUGUAAUAUCUUACAAGAUAACCAGCAUAACUCUGAUUUUGUAGUACAAGAUGUUCAAUAUAUACGUGCUCAGGUUAAGAUAGUGAAAUGUACCGUGAAUGAUAUACCCGUGGACAUCUCUUUCAAUCAAAUGGCUGGUCUAUCCGCACUAUGCUUUCUUGAGAAGGUUGACCAACUUAUCGGAAAAGAUCAUCUUUUCAAACGCAGUAUCAUCUUGAUCAAGUCCUGGUGCUAUUAUGAGAGCCGAACUCUCGGUGCACACCAUGGCUUGAUUUCUACAUAUGCAUUAGAAAUAAUGAUCUUGUAUAUCAUUAACGUCUUCCAUUUGUCAUUAUGCGGCCCACUUGCGGUCCUUUACAAGUUUUUAGACUACUAUAGCUCAUUUGAUUGGGCAAAUUACUGCAUCACUAUAACUGGUCCAGUUUCCAUAUCCUCCCUUACAGCAGUUUUUGCUGAGAUUCCUGAAACCGAUGUGGACGAACUUCUGCUUAGUCGGGACUUUUUGAGUUAUUGCAGAGAAACGUAUUUCGUGCCAACGCAAUCUCUUGAGAUCGGGGCCAAUGGUUUUCCUGUCAAGUACAUGAACAUUGUGGACCCGUUGAAAGUAAACAACAACCUAGGCCGAAGCGUUAGCAAAGGUAAUUUCCACCGAAUUCGAUGUGCUCUUACCUAUGGGGCACAAAGGCUCGGUGAAAUCCUGAUGCUGCCUGGUGAAAACAUGGGUAUGGGACUCGAAAAGUUCUUUGUUAAUACUUUGGAUCGGAAUGGAAGAGGACAGAGGCCGGAUGUACGAAUUCCGGUGCAUGCCUUUGGCAGCGGCAAAUCCGAAGUUUCUGAUCUGAGUGGUGACUGUGACGGUUACUGUAACGGUCUACUAUAUAGUCAAUGGUAUCAUUACUAUGCAGUGAAUGUUCCUCUGCAGCCAACAACCACCGUAUCAUCAUCAUCAUCUUCUCAGUCACAAAAGCACAGUGCAUGGGAUGCCCUACGACGGCUUGUUAGGUGCAAACGUAACAACUUUAAUCGUAAGGGGACGAAUGUUUUUAUCCCGAGACUACCGUUCUCUCAUCCUACUGCUCUCCGGUUAACAGCUUCUACGUAUGGUAUGGACAACAUGACAAAGUUCAGAGGAACCGGCACUUACAUCCCCGACAUGACCCAUCUGCCGCAGAGAGAGAAGCAGGCAUGUAUAGGCACUCGGAAUCGUGAGUCUUCUGCUCCCUGUUCAUUGCAGAACUCCCCGAAAGAAACUGACUCUGUUGAAAAUGACUGUGGAAAUGGGAACUGUCAUGAUCUUGACCUUUCAACAGAACAAUUCCCUCUUCUUCCAUCGACCAAAAGGGACACGAAAAGCUGUCAACCUAGUCUGCCCGCAUUGAAGAGUCCCGAACCUGAGAAUGGCUCCCAAUGCUUACCGGUCAUUAAAUUUGGUGUUUACGAGUGUCCAUCCUCAACAGGUAUGCAUUCACCGCCACCUCUGCAAACAAAACCCAUGUUAUGCAUGCUUUUGAUCGAAAAGCAGGAGCAAAAGGAGCUUUGCGAGCUUAAAAGUGAAUCUUUCAAGCUGCUAGACAAUAAAGACUUCCCUCCUUUACUAUCUACGUGAACAAAACGUUCAACGGAGACUGCAUCCGCUGGUCGAUUGACGUAUGAGAUUUGUACCGUCGUCUGCUGUGUCGAAAAUUUGUACACAGUUUUGUUUACCUUUGUUGGGUAAUCUGGAGGGACAUAACCAAUGAUGAUGGACUUUGUUCAUCAUAAAUUAGGCUUUUAGGGUGAUUUUAAACAAACACUAACAGUUAAUAACUCUUUUGUUUCUUUAAAUAUGCGAUGCAGAUUUUAGUUUGAUUAUCA
Messenger RNA from Hibiscus syriacus, 2398 nucleotides. RefSeq lists its product as uncharacterized. The transcript is spliced from 9 exons. Lineage: Eukaryota; Viridiplantae; Streptophyta; Magnoliopsida; Malvales; Malvaceae. The coding region runs from base 135 to 2150 and encodes 671 amino acids. The record is from RefSeq and is a predicted model, not a curated record.